Didymodactylos carnosus is the source of this 3303-nucleotide messenger RNA. Lineage: Eukaryota; Metazoa; Rotifera; Eurotatoria; Philodinida; Philodinidae. The record is from the annotation of a GenBank genome assembly.
AUGGAGCAUUUUGAAGUCGAUCAAGAGUAUUCGUAUGUACCGGUGAAUCAAGAUAAAGCAACACGUGGAAUGUUGUUAACAAUGGGAGAUCAAACGCACUGCAUUGCAAAACUUCAGCAGGCUUUAUGUGCAGUACGCUAUGUUAAUGAUCCGUCAAAUGAAAAAAUUGUUUAUAAUUUAGAAGGGCGUAAGCAAUUACUUUCAUAUCGUUAUUAUGUGGGUCAUGUUUUAUGUAAAUUUACAUAUGUGUUGGUUACUUUAGGAAAUGAACAAGCACAUUUACAGGUUCCAUCGACUGAAUCACCGAUAUUGGUUGAUCUUUCUAACGGCCAAUUGGAGAAACGUGAUAGUGAUCGAACACCGGAACAAACAACAAAAACGAAAGCAAAAUUAAAUGAAACACAAACAUUACAAUUAUCCGGAGAUGAUGAAGAAACAACCGUUAAUGACACUGCAAGUAAUUAUAAUCAACUAUUAAAACGCUAUAUGGAUCUCCGAGAUGAUUACGAUAAAUUAAAAGAUGGUGUUGAAGCAUUAAGAGAAUCAACUGUUGCUCGUCCACCAGAAAAAGUACUUGAGUACUAUCAAUUAGUUGUGUCAGCAUGUGAAUUAAAACCGGUAUCUGAUCAAGCAAUACGUGUAUAUUCACAUGUUCUUGGUUUAACAGUCUCAGCAGUGAAGAGUUUAAUCAGCAAAAAUGCGAGUGCAACAGCAAAAAAAUUGUUUAACGCAUUAUAUCCAGAUAAAGACCAAGUUAUCAAAGUGUCUGCAUCGUCGAUAUCCGAAGCAGUCCGUGGUGCAAUCUAUGGUAUCGUUAAAAGUUUUCAUCCGUUAGAAAUGCCAACAGAAACCCAUGUGAAUGAAUAUUUGAAUAAUGUUUAUCGUACUAGUAGAUAUCAAAAAAGAAAACGUGAAGCAACAGCAAUCGAAAGUGAACAACAGAAUACACGGGUAAAAAUUCAUCGAGCUCAACAAUUAGGUGUACAUUUAAAAGAAAGUGGCGGUAAUAUUGAAAAUGGAAGUGAUGCUAAUAGACGACUACGUUUGUCCAUACCUUAUAUACGUAAAUCUAGACGAAAACAAUAUAAACGAAAUGAUGAAACUAAUUCCACAUUGGCAACUGUUGAUCAAACAAAAAACAUUUUAACUGAAGAAAAUGAUUGGAUUAACAAUGAUGUAAUGAACGAUGCACAAGCUGAUGUAUGCGACACCGGUCCUUCUAUUGAAAUGAAUGAUAUAAUAAGUGAAUUUGUGCCGAACAUAGAUGAGUUAGUUGUAAAUUCUCUGCAUCAAAAUCGUUGUCUAACCGAGUCAGAAUUGGCAACAGUGCUAAUAAUGUUCAAAAUUAAAUUCAAUGUAUCUCGAGAAUGUGUAGUGUUUAUUUUAUGGCUAUUACGUCGAUGUAGUGUACCAAACGUACCUCGAUCAUAUCAUACGUUAGUCAAUAUAUUACGGAGAACAUCAAACGUGCCAAUGAGAACAACAUCAUGUACAUUUUGUGAAGAAUGUCAAAAUAUUUCAAGAUCAACAGACCAUUGUGAAAACAAUACAUGCAGCCAGUUUACAGCCUACUCGGUACCACAAAAACUGGGAUUUUUGGAAUUUGAAAUCGAACGUCAAAUAAGAUAUAUACUUGAACGGGAAUCAAAUAUACAAUUAAAAACGAAACAAAACACGAAUAGUCUACACGUACAAGAUAUUUGUGAUGGAAAAUAUUAUCAACGAAUUUUGAAUAUUGAAAAAGACUAUCCGUUUAUUACAUUGAGUAUUAAUGUUGAUGGAAUUGCUAUUGACAAUAGUAGGGAAGUAUCAAUAUGGGUGUUCACAUUCGUCAUAAAUGAAAUUGAACGACGUCAUCGAUUUAGAUUGAAUAAUGCCAUUAUUGGUGGCGUUUAUCCGGGAGACAAGAAGCCUAAUCGGUUAAAAAUGGCCGGCAUGAUCAAAUGCUUAUCGUAUCAAUUAAAGCAUUUGGAAAAACCGUCACCAUAUGUACUGAAAUGUGAACAAGGUGAAAUCAGAAAUAUCAGUGUGUUUUUGAUACUGGCGUCGUGUGACAAACCAGCUGUUAGUUUAGUACAAAAUAGACCAGAACCACAUGCGGCAUUCGGAUGUAUACAUUGUGAAGAAGAAGGUAUAACGAUCCGAAGUAAUGAUAAAACAAAUCAUUGUAAACGUGUAUUUCCACCCGUCUCACCAUUUUAUCCUCAGCCACAUCUUCGUUCAAAUGAAGCUUAUGAUAAAGCGAUCCAUUCGAUUGAGAAUAAAGCUCCGAAUGAUUUAAAAACAAAUAAGCAAAUUGCUGUGUUUGCACGAAAACUUCGUGGUUAUCUUGGUUACGUGCAUUUCCGUGAAUUAAAAUAUUUCAAAAUUGGUGUAUCAUUUAUCUUUGAUAGUCUUCAUACGUUGUAUCAAGGAUGUUUCAAUGAAAAGUUUUCAUGUGUCAAACAUCUUCGAACAUUGACGAAUCGCCUCAAUUCAUUCACGUAUCCAUCCACAACGUAUCGCUAUCCUCGCCCACUUUAUAAAUGGCCAAAAUAUAAAGCAAACGAACUUCGUUCCUUGCUUCUAGUUGGGUUUGUUAUUUUCGAUGGUAUACUGGAUCAUACAUACUAUACACAUCUCUUAACGUUAGUCAUAGCUUCUCAUUUAUGUGAAUCAAGAUCAACUGAAGAACAUUAUGUUGGUGAUAUUACACUAUUGAUGAACCAUUUUGUUUAUUUAUUUCCAAAACUGUAUGGAACAAAAUAUCAUGUACAAAAUGUUCAUUCGACCGGGCAUAUGGAUGGGACCGUUGAUCAAUUUGGACCAUUUCAGAACUGUUCAACAUUUGGUUUUGAAAGUCUGUUGGGGAUUAUAACGGCAACUGUCAUGGGGACAAAAAAUUUUGGACAAGAAUUAAUGAAUACAAUUACCAACAUUCAACUAGCUGAACGACAAUUAUAUGAAACAUCAUUUGAUAGCCGUACUAGAAAUAUUUUAUCAUCGUUAUUCUCGAAAUAUCGAAUGACAUUCACCCAGCAAAUUGAUAGUGAUUCAUACAGGAUGAUAAAAAAAAUAACAAAUGUUGAUCAAGCACGGCGCAUAAUAGCUGUAACGUAUUUUCAAGCACAAGAUGUUGAUUACUUUUCAUCAAUCAUUAUCCGGAAAAUAAAAUUUUCCAUCCAUUGUUCUAAACAAUGUAGAAAGACAAACGAUGGUAUUGUAUUGUUAAAAUUACCACAACAAUUUUCGUCAUGUACACAAGUAGCACUAAUCGAAGAAAUAAUCAAAGUGAAAAACGAGAUCUUUUUGGCUGUCCAAUUA